Callorhinus ursinus (northern fur seal) is the source of this 982-nucleotide messenger RNA. It is a transcript of the gene RTBDN, whose product is annotated as retbindin. Lineage: Eukaryota; Metazoa; Chordata; Mammalia; Carnivora; Otariidae. Gene Ontology annotation, molecular function: riboflavin transmembrane transporter activity; signaling receptor activity; riboflavin binding. The record is from RefSeq and is a predicted model, not a curated record. Gene Ontology annotation, cellular component: external side of plasma membrane.
AGGAAUUACUGGACAGAAGAGGGAGAUUGCAAGAGCUGGAGAGUCCCUUUAGUUCUGAAGACAGAGGGGAUCACCUGAGGGCCAACAGGUGGACAUGGCUUGCAGGGGCCACACUCGACCCAAGGGACUGACCUGGACCCUAGGACUGACCCUCGCAUGGAUCCUGCUGGGAGCCUGUGGAGGAAGCCGCCCACUCCCAGCUAUGUCCCGGAGACAUCAUAGGCUGGCGGCCGAUCUUGGCACAGGUCAGCUGCACCUUGCAGAGAUGGACACGCCAGAGGCAUCGGACCCUGGGAUGGUCCCAGAACGCUGUGGGGACCCGAGCCCCGGGUGCGAAUCCUUUCUGGGACACCUCCAAGUUGCCCUCCACAGUCGCUUCCGCCUGCUGUUACUGGGGAUACGCCAAGCGCAGCCGCUCUGCUCCGAGCUCUGCGAUGUCUGGUUUGCCACCUGCGAAAACGAUAUCACCUGCGGCCCGACUUGGCUCUCACUUCUAGAAAAGAGGGACUGUGAGCCUGGCUGCACUACCUAUGACCAGACCUUCGCUGACGGGGCGGACCUUUGCCGUUCCGUUCUGGGCUACGCGCUGCCGGUGGCAGCUCCUGGCGCCGGUCACUGCCUCAACAUUUCCAUCUCGGUACUGCCGGGUUCCAGACAGGAACGGAAGGCCGGGGAAAUCACCUUCCCGCGUUUCCGCCGUUCACGCAUCUCGAUCCUGGAUGCUGCGGGCAGCGGGAGUGGCAGUGGAGGCGGCAGCGGCCCCUAGGGGGGCGCGGGGCCUUGGAUGGGAGAUGAGCCCCUUCCCCUGUUCCGGCCCCUCAGGACACCCAGAGCUCCACCUCUCUCCCGCUCUGCCUUCUAGUUUCGAGUCCUGUCCCGCCUCCCUGGAGUCCCAGAGACUCGCCCUUCUCCAGAUGAUCAAAGAAAUAAUCCAACUCUAGCUCAUCUUCCCCUCUCCCCCCGAAUAAAGUCGCCAACUAGA